Molecule: messenger RNA, 4732 nt
Organism: Varanus komodoensis (Komodo dragon)
Lineage: Eukaryota; Metazoa; Chordata; Lepidosauria; Squamata; Varanidae
Gene: LENG8
Product: leukocyte receptor cluster member 8
Exons: 15
Coding region: 726-3176 (816 amino acids)
Cellular component (GO): nucleus
Source: RefSeq, a predicted model, not a curated record
GGUGAGGGGAGCAAGAAGACCCGGAUGUAAGUGGCAACUGGGCUCUGGAACGGGACGAGCCGGGACGCAGCCAGGGAGGAAGGCAAGCGAGCAAGCAGGAAGGACAACUAGCUCAAGUGUUUUCUGUUCGGCCACGAAGGGUCACUGGGAGGGGAAGGCAGGGAGGGUGUAGAGGGGUGGGUGGGCUAUCUCUUUUCAGGGAAGGGAGUUGCUGGUGACUGGUGUGGCGGUGCUCACACCUUGGUACAUCUCGGAUUGUAGUAAAGAAGAAAAGGGCCUUACAGUUGUUAGAGGGCGUUUUUUUCACCAGGCGUGUGAGGAAUACAAGGCUCUAGAAAGGGGUGAUAGCAGUGAAUAAGAGCCCCGUCUCAGUUCUUUUUGGAAGGAGUGUGGGGGAAUCGCCUGAUCAGUCUUGCCUGCACUGUCAAGCUUCUUGAGAUUCUGCAUUCCUACCCCCCUCGCCCGCGGUGGAAGGAAGCACCCAGGAAUUGGAUUUCUGGGUGCCAGAGGGGUGGUCCCACAAGACGGCACUUCAGUUUGCUGCUAAAAGUGAGAUGUUCGUCUUGUCCAGUUAACUUCCUUUGUUUGGCCUCUACUUGUGUAAGAAGAAACAAAGAAAGAGGAGGAAGCAUUCGUGUUAAGUGGGGUUUGCUGCUCAGGGCUCUCCCACGCAUUGGCCCUGCAGCCAUUUGGCAUCUGCAGUUUCCUGUUCCACAGACUCGAGGAUGGCUACUAAUAUAGGCGACCAGCGAGCCCCAGAAUGGGCUCCCCAGUACAACCUGGGCAACGGAAGUACACGAGAGAACGGAAUGGAAGGUCCAAUGCAUGAAAAUCCUGAAUGGGAGAAGGCCCGUCAAGCACUGGCUAGCAUUAGCAAAGCCAGUGCUGCUGCUGCUUCUGGCAAUAGUAAAGGUGCUUCCAAUGGACAGACAAAUGCCCAGUACACAGCCCAGCAAGGUGAUUCUCUGCAGCAGCAGCAGUACUAUCAGUGGUAUCAGCAGUAUAGCUACCUCUACCCAUAUAAUUACUAUUACCCUAUGAAUGUCUACCCUGGUUACAGCUCAAGUGGACAAUAUGGUGUCCCAGGUUCUUACACAUCUGCGGCACCCCAGCAGCCUCCAGCUCCUGGACAGCACCAAGGGAGCAUGAGCCAGCCUCCAGUCCCAGGCAUGGAAGACGGAGGGUUGCCCUACUCAAGCCAGCAGCAGCAAAUGCAAGUCCCCAACCCACCACAGUCCCCUAUGCAGCACCCCAGCCAUCCCUCACAGCAUAGCAACCAUCCCAUGGGUUCCGGGGGGCAGCAGCAGCAGGGGGGGCCUUCUGGAGGGCCACAUGCCCAACCAAACCAAUCAAAUGCCUCCUACAACCAGCAGCAGCAUUCCUACCAGGAUGCAGCCAAGCCCAAGAAAGGGCAGCAGCUCUGGAACCGCAUGAAACAAGCACCUGGGUCUGGUGGUCUGAAAUUCAACCUCCCCAAACGACCCUUUGUGGUAACAAAUCAGAACUUCAGUUCUUCAGAGCAGCAGCAGCAACAUGGAAACUUCGGUGCUCAGCAGAAUCCUGAGAAACGUCACAAUCACAGCUCUUCAACAGGUAAGCCAGAAGACUGGCCGCAAGACAUGAAGGAAUAUGUCCAGCGCUGUUUCACAGCCUGUGAAUCAGAGGAAGACAAAGAUCGCACUGAGAAGCUGCUCAAGGAAGUUCUGCAGGCCAGGCUGCAGGAUGGCACUGCCUACACGAUUGACUGGAGCAGAGAGCCACUUCCGGGCCUGAGCCGGGACAGCAUGGCUGAAAGCCCCAAGAAGAAGUCGCAGCGUUGGGAGGUGUCUUCUCUGCACUCCACACGUACCUCUAUGCAGUCCAGUCUUUCCCAGCAGCAGCAACGGGGCACUGGUGGAAACGCCCAGCCCCAGCGGGGGGGAGGCAGUGGGGGAGCUGGAACUGGCCGGGCUCGUGGAAAUGGCUUCCCCACUAAGUUUGGAAACCGCAAUGUCUUCAUGAAGGAGAACAGCUCAUCCUCAAGUGUUGAUUCACGUUCCAGGUCCCGGUCCUCAUCACGGUCUCCCAGCCGCCACUUCCGACGGAGUGAUUCCGAUUCAGACAGUUCCUAUUCAGGCAAUGAGUGUCGCUUGGGUGGCCGCAGGAAUGCCCAGAAGAACCGUGGUCGUGGAGGCCACAUGGACAGAGGCCGGAUGAGAGCCCAGCGAGGGAAAAGGCAUGACCAAGGACCUUCCAAACGCAACCGGAAACGCAACACUAUGGACUAUGAGGAUCCCGAAAAAGAGUUCAAGAAGGAGCGGCGGGCAGCCCGUUUCCAGCACGGGGCCCACUCCAAAAAGCUGCGUCUGGAGCCCCUCAUCCUGCAGAUCAACAGCCUUGACCCUGCUGGCUCAGAUGGUCUCGACUGGAAUGAGCUGAAGAUUGUUGGUACCUGCCAGGAGAUUACCAAACAUUACCUGCGCCUCACUUGUGCACCAGACCCGUCCACUGUCCGACCUGUCUCAGUGCUUAAAAAAUCCUUGAACAUGGUGAAAUCCCACUGGAAAGAGAAACAGGAUUAUGCCUAUGCUUGUGAGCAGAUGAAAUCCAUCCGGCAGGACCUUACAGUUCAGGGUGUCCGUACUGAAUUUACUGUGGAGGUCUAUGAAACCCAUGCCAGGAUAGCACUGGAGAAGGGUGACCAUGAGGAGUUCAACCAGUGCCAGACACAGCUGAAAUCCCUCUAUGCAGAGAACCUCCCCGGAAAUGUUGGGGAGUUCACGGCUUACCGCAUCCUCUACUACAUUUUCACCAACAACUCGGGGGACAUUACUACAGAGUUGGCAUAUUUGACAAAAGAGCUGAAAACAGACCCCUGUGUGGCACACGCACUUGCCUUGCGAGCUGCCUGGGCCCUGUCCAAUUACCACCGUUUCUUCUGCCUGUACCGCCAGGCGCCCUGCAUGUCCGGCUACCUCAUUGACAAGUUUGCAGAACGGGAGAGGAAAACAGCCCUCAAAGCCAUGAUCAAAACUUUCCGCCCGGUGCUUCCCGUCUCCUACGUUGUGUCAGAGCUGGCCUUCGAGAGCGAGGAGGAGUGCCAAGCCUUCCUCGCUGCUCUGUCCCUUGUGUAUACUAGCCCCGACGCCACCAAGAUUGACUGCAAGCAGAGCUUGGCGGUCCUGACCAAUUUCUGAAAGUGUAAACCCACUGCCCUGCCCUGCCCUGUCUUAACAUGUACAUAUAUAUGUGUGUGUGUAUAUAUGUAUAUAAAACCAGAUUAAGUUAGCUGCUGUGGGCAAGCCGGAGCCUAAUUCUGCCACCACUCCCGCUGUCCACUCCGCACACGGAUGGAAGAGGGUAAGAUCCAUGGACAUCGGAUGGCAUCUAAGACCACCAGGAACGGAGAAGAGCAGAGAGUUCAUUCUAACAAUUAUUUUUUUUUGCCAGCAGUGGGGUAGGGAGGUAUGUGUGGGGAUACAUUUACAUCAGUUUACGAUCAUCUGGUGUGUGUUUGCUUCCCCUCGUGUCAAGAUGCGUGAGAGAACAUAGAAGCAAAACCCCCUCAAUCAUCCAUUGGUUCGAAAUUGCUGAGAUAAGGGGCUGGGGAAAGAACAGGGAUCUGUAAAAGAAUUACUGGGAGAUACGGAUUUAAUUACUGUGUUACCAUCCCUUCGCCCUCAAAAGAGUGUUCAGGAAGCUAGAAUAUUUUCUCCCUAGACCACAAGAGAAAUCUCUUUGUCUUGUUCUUUCUAAAACUGCACCAGUAUCUUUCCAGACACAUAAUUUCAUCUAGAUUCUACUUGGCAAACCUUUCAGAAGGCAGCGGUACAUAAGAACAAGUGGUUCCUUUGUGUAAAUAUGUGGAAUAUGAUUUUGUACAGAAGCUACAAGUUGUAAAUAAUGCUAGGAAAACUGUUGUUUUCUAAGAGAAAAAAAACCUAUGGUUUUCUACUUUUAUAAUAAUGAGUUUAACAGAUGGUUUUCUCUGAAGAUGAAAAAUCCAGGUUGUGUUGUGUGCGCAUUUUGUGUUCUCCAUUGUGCUCCUCAAACUAACGGUGUCUCAGUUUUUUCCUCUUCCGAGCUAUGGCCUGGCUUCAAAAAAGCACGAGAGAGAUGCCACCUCUCCAGUCAAACAAACAGCCUGAGGAGGAAGAACAAAGCAAAAUCUGCCUCAUGCAUUUCCUACCAGUUCAAAGACUUUUUCCUAUGCAGAGGAGAAUGUAACAGACUUCUUUGUAAUUCAAACCCUUGCGGAUGUGGCAACAUGAAGCGAAGAGAGUCAAAUCAAGGCAAUAAGCAAUAUCUCUGGAAUCAAAUCAACACGCAAGCUGACCAUCACAACCUUCUCAUUUUCAAUUGUUCUGGAGUUGUCAUGCUAAUUUUAUUUAUUUAUUUUUUUCUCCCUCUGUCCUCAGUUCUUUACAGGUAAUCUCAGAAAAUGCACCACCCCAUUUUCACUUUUUUCGUCACAUUGUUUCAGUUUUGUUUUAAAGUUUUAAAAGAUUGUCCAAUUGUCUUAUUUUCCUUUUUCUCUUUCUUUCCUCUUUCCCACCCUUAGUCUCUCUAGUUUUCUCCCCCUCCCUUCUCGCUCUCCUCCUCUAACUCUUCCUUUCUUUCUAUUUUUGUUUUUGAACAUGUGUAAUUUUGGGAUGUUUUGGCUUGGGCUGGAUUUUUCAAAGAUUCCUUUUUCCUUUUCAGAAACUUAUGAAUUUUUUCUAUUUGAUUAAAAACGUUUUUAAACAAACAUCAA